CCUCUCGGGACCGAACCAUGCGGGAGCUCGCCCUCGAGGUCGGCGUCCGCGUCCUGCUCUUCGGCGUCUUCGUCUUUACAGAAUUUUUGGAUCCAUUCCAGAGAAUUAUUCAGCCAGAAGAGAUCUGGCUCUAUAAAAACCCCUUGGUAGAAUCUGACAACAUACCUACACGCCUCAUGUUUGCCAUUUCAUUCCUGACACCUCUGGCUGUCAUUUUUGUGGUGAAAAUCAUUCGACGCACAGACAGGACUGAGAUUAAAGAAGCUUUCUUAGCUGUUUCCUUGGCUCUUGCUUUGAAUGGAGUCUGCACAAACACUAUUAAAUUAAUAGUGGGAAGACCACGUCCCGAUUUCUUUUACCGCUGCUUUCCAGAUGGAAUAAUGAACUCUGAAAUGCACUGUACAGGUGAUCCAGAUGUGGUGUCAGAAGGCAGAAAGAGCUUUCCAAGCAUCCAUUCUUCCUUUGCAUUUUCAGGCCUUGGCUUUACCACCUUCUACUUGGCGGGGAAGUUGCACUGCUUCACUGAAAAAGGUCGUGGGAAAAGCUGGCGGCUGUGUGCAGCAAUUCUACCUCUCUAUUGUGCCAUGAUGAUUGCUCUAUCACGCAUGUGCGAUUACAAGCAUCACUGGCAAGAUGCUUUUGUCGGAGGGGUCAUUGGGCUCGUAUUUGCCUACAUUUGUUACAGACAGCACUACCCUCCACUGGGUACCCUGGCUUGUCACAAGCCUUACGUCAGCCUGAUAAUUCAGACAUCACUGAAGAAAGAAGAGAUCCCUACAACAGAUAAUGCCACCAGCCUGCCGCUAGAAGGGAUAACAGAAGAUGGGUGGCAGAGGCUGGAAGAGAAUGACUUGUCUAAGAGCACCCAGGAACCUGAAACUGAGCAAGAAUAUGGGCAUGGACCAGGACCAAUUUUUACUCCUAUGGACCAGAUGGACUACAAAGAGGAUGUAAAUGUCUUCUGCUAAGAAAUGAUAAGCAUUCUGAACUGAAAUUGACUCUGUUCCUGCCAUCCCUGAAGACCUUCAUGUAUAAAAAGACUUUAUUUCCUUUUGUAUCUCAUCAGUUGGUAUGCAAUUACAACAACCUUCUGUUUAUCUGCUGGUUGUGUGAAUGUUUUGUUGUGUGCUGCCCAUCAUGUUUGACAGGGUUAUUCGGAGAUAGCUGAAAUGAAAUAAUGGUUUUAGAUAUACAAAAGCUUGAGAGCUGGGGAAUGCCAAGAUUACAGGCAUAAGUCAUUGCUGAAAAAGGCGUUGACAGCACGCUUAUGCAAAGCUGUUGAAGCUGUCAGCUGGCAAUAACAUAUAUUGGAAGGAUCACUUGGACUUGUGUAUUAACAAGUUAGUGUGUAUGUUUUUUUCUUUCCUUGAAAGCUUUGUAGUAAUUUACUUUGAAGCUGAGCCACUGGUUUAGAAACAGUCAUCUCCAAUCCUUUUAAAAAAUAACACUUGGCCCAAAAUAUCCAGAAGCGUGAAGAUGAAAAAGAACCCUUUUGUGUAUGUGUGUACAAGAGCUACCACCAUACCUGUAUAAUAGUUUCUCUUGAUGUGCUAAAGUAUUGGCAAUCCCAUUUUGCUUGUCUCUCCUCCCUCACAGCACUAUAUUAACUUAGCCAUUUUUCUUGUUUCAAUUUUUGUCUGCAGUGUUGAAUCUAAGCAUCCCAACUGUAUUGCAGGGAAAUUACAACACAUGUGAAUAUGAGGGGAAAUAGGUGGUAGCAUAUUUGCUAACAACUAUGGAAAUGCUUUGUGAAACCAGGGAAAACUCCCAGAAGACCAUGCUGUAGACUCUGUAGAAAUAUACCACUUAUGUACACCUUUGGGCACUUCAGUAGUCAAAUGUUGUAAUUCCAUCUUCUUCUAAGAAGAAAAGAGUGGACAAAAAUCAAUACAUUUCCUUGGAAAUAAAGUAGGGAGGAUUGCAUCUUGUAUUCAUGAACCUGCAAUGAUACAUUGCCAGAAGUCAUCAGCUGCUACCCUCUGAGGUGCAUAUUAUGGUGAAUUCUUCUCAGAGUUCAAAAAAGUUACUGUUUUAGAAUAUAAUCUCUAGAACCUCUCACCCAUUAUGACCACUGGCUGUGUUGGAUGGGGAAUUUGGGGAGUUGUAACCCUGUGCCCCCCCCCCCUCCGGUUUCUACAUUAUUCUUAUCCCAGACCUGUUAUCUGAAUGCAAGAUCCUGGUCUUGGGAACUACCUUGUGUUGUGUCCCCUGCAUGCAACCCAGCCUGUGGUGCAUGGGCGGAAGUCUUUGUCACCCUUGCCAGGAUUGGAAAAACCAUGCAUGGUAUACCCAUGUUAGUUAUCUUUAUUUUUGACAGUGCCACCAUUAGGUUUUUCUGCGUUAUCCUGCAGUGGAAAUGUGAAAAGAAGAAAGCAUAUCCUGUUUUUCCUUUUACAAAAUGACAUGAAAAUAAUAUCAUCAAAGAUGUUCUAUAUAAUAAUCUAUUUGUGAGCUUCUUCUUUUUGGCUUGACAAGACUAAUGGAGGCAGCUUUGAUCAGUGCUAUCCAUUAUGGUGCUUUACACUGGAAGAGUUUGCUGCUCUGGCUAUUCAUAUGUCUAAUAUGUGCCUGGUGGCCUAUGCAUCAGCUGUUCUGUGAUCAAGUUUUAUGUCUCUCUGAAAAUGGGGCAUAUUUUUUUUGUCUGGGAGUGGGGUGGCGGGUAUAUUUUUAUUCCUAACUGAUAACUGUGAUAUUUUGGUAGAAGGAAAAGUAGACAAACUUUUUGCAAAUUGAAUCUAUUCCAGAAAAUAAACAUGAAUAGUUUGAUAGACAUUAUUGAAAUAGUCUUAUAGAAUUUAAUGAGGAAGAAAUCUUGGUAAUCCAAAAAAUAUUCCUUAGGAAAAGAUACUUGGGUGGAUGAAAUAUGGUGGAGGGGAGUGGUAUGAAUGGAUACAGUGCCAACAUAAUAUCAGAAUUUGCCUUUAUUUAAUAAAUAUGCAAUACCUGAAGCUGCAUAAACUUUUGUGAGCUUAGAAAAUUAUAGAGUAAUUGUUCUCAGUGAUGAGAUAACUUCCGCAGUUUUUGAAUCCCUCCUGUUACUGUUAUUACUACUGAGAUGAUAUAUUUUAAAGAAAAUCUUACAGGACAAAUUCUGUUUGAGAGGUGCUCUGCUUUUUAGAAAAAAAUCAAGUAUCUGUCUGUGCGUUAAGUUUGUCAUCACAAACUUAAGAUGAUGUGCUAACUAACAUUGGAGGAUUGUAAGAAUGUCCUUGCUGUAGUUAGUCUCUGUUGAUUAUCAGUGGAAUGCCAAAAGUAUUUGACGUGGGCAAGAAUGGAUCAUGAAUUGAGCAAGGGAGGUGCUUCACCAUAGCGGAGUUACGUUCUUUCCAGAGUGAUUCAUGAGCCGACCAUAUUUAUCUCCCCCUAUUCUCCCUUAAGAAUAAGCUAUUGUUAGACGUGUUGGCUUAAAAUCUGUCUCAGAAGUUUAGCCUCUCCUUUGCCUUUAUGUAUCCUGAUGAGUUGAAUUCAUCAAGGGUGGAAUUAUACUGCAAAAGUGUCCCUUUCCCUUAGAUUAAUACCAUCAGCUGAGAAUAUUAUGUGGAUCCUACUACAUGCGUCCCACUUAAGUUAGAAUUUAUUUAGAAAUUGAACCUGAAACUGUGUCUUUAACAAGGGCUUGCUGAAGAAACUUUCAACUUUGAUUACUUGGAGGUUGGUUGCUACCAAAUGAUUUAAUCCAUGUCCAAAAUUGUAAUGGUAGCUUGUUUACAUGAACGAACUCCACUCAUUUCCACUUCAGAAGCCAGAAAUAAGUUUCCUAUGGUAAGCUGUUUGAGCACCAUUAUUCAUUAUGUAGAGAGUAUCUGAUUUCUGCUGUGUCCACUUGAAUUCUUUUGUGUGUCUUGCAAUGCCAUGCAAAAUGGUUAUAAGGGUAGGGACAAUGCCACCAAGCCCCAUCCACAUAUUGAUUUGAUUGUAGACACUUUGCUGUUCGCAUUCAGACUCAAGCUCAGUUCACAUAAUGGUGUGGGAUAUAAUUAAUCAUUAUUAAUGACUGACUGUCCCAUAAGAACAUUCUCUCUUGUUUGGAAAAAGCUUCUUUCCUUGUUUCCUAAUCACAGCUUGAAGAUGGAAGGCUAAAAUCAAUAGUUAGAUUCUAUUAGAACAGAGAGAGCUAUCGUUCUGAAAUGGUUUGAGAAUUGGGCUCCGAUACUAGAGACCAGGGUUUGAAUCUACUCAGCCAUGGAAACUCACUAGUUAAUCUUGGGCAAGUCACACGUUUUCAGGCUGUGAGAAGGGCAAGUUAAUUCCCUUCUGAACAAAUCUUAACACAAAAAAAUAAUAUGUGAUAGGUUUACCUUGGGAUCACCAUAAGUAACACAAGUUUUUGAGAGCCAACAUUGUGUAGUGAGGAACAUCGGACUAUAGGUUGGAAACCAGGGGUUGAGCCCCUGGUUUCCAGAGUUGUUCCUGGAAAACCACUGGGCAACCUUGAGCAAAUCACAUCUUCUCAGCCCCAGAGGAAAAAAUCUUGCCAAGAAAACCCCAUGAUAGGAUCACUUUAGUUACCAUAAGUGAGAAACAACGUGAAGGCGCACAACAAGAAUUAGAGCACAUUGAAAAAAUACUUAGUUUUAAUCUAUUUGAAGACACUUUGGGUCCCAAAUCAGAAGAAAGAGAUAUAAAUUAAAUAAAUAAUUAUUAAACGGGGGGAGAUUAUGCAACUGGGAGACAGUUAUGGAGAUGUACCUAUGAUACCUUGUGACGUUACCUCCAAAAUCCUAUCUUUGAAGUUUCAUGGUCCCUCCACCCCCCCCCCCCAAAAGAUGCUUGAGGGCAGAGGAAUAAUUCAUGAUGUAUCCAGUCCUCUCCUGUCUAUGGGAAAUAUUACAGACAGCAGGGUCCACUUGGGAUCCUGUAGCAACUGGGUGUCUCAGCAUACCCUGUAACAAGAAGAUGGUUGGACACAACUUUGCCUCAGUGCUCUCUGGAGUGUCAGAAAUGGCUGUGUUGAGGCAGAGCUAUGAGAUGUGUAAGGUAGGAUUUGAGGAGCAAUAUUGGUCACUGCAUUUGUGUAACAGCUAUAAACAUGAAUUGGAAUAAUUGCGAUGUCAUUAAGCCAGGCUUAUGGCAUUGUAAUUACUGAACAGGAUUUACAUAUAUGAAAUCUCACCAUUCAGUGAGACCCAAUAUAUAUAUUUCACCCUUUCCCUUGAUACAGUUCAAAGCCAGCUAUGAAAUGGGUUCCCACAUAAUAAUUUUCCAGAAUAAAGUAUUAUCCAAUGCCACAAAAAUAUGUUGAGUGCUCAAUAAAUGGUUGGAAGGGAUGUUAGCAGUACAGUAAAAAAGAAUGAAGUGCUUUUAACUGAGGCGAUUAUACUGGGAGUAAUAAAGUAAACCAUGUAAAAGUGUUUAUUUUAAUGUAAUUAAACCUUACAGAGGAUGUAAUGAUGUAAAAUCUAAGCAGGAAUCCAGAGAAGUUGCAAUUACAGGGUGAACUGGUGAAGAAAAAGCAUCUUUCUGGAUCAGUGUCUUUUUACUUUUAUGUUCUUAUGUGAAGGAAAUGUAAAUGCUGUAAUGCACCAAUAAAAUGGACAUGAAUGUGGGAUUUUGAAUAUCCCAAUGUUGCAA
Messenger RNA from Anolis sagrei ordinatus, 5571 nucleotides. RefSeq names its product phospholipid phosphatase 4 (gene PLPP4). Gene Ontology annotation, biological process: phospholipid metabolic process; phospholipid dephosphorylation. The record is from RefSeq and is a predicted model, not a curated record. Gene Ontology annotation, molecular function: phosphatidate phosphatase activity. Lineage: Eukaryota; Metazoa; Chordata; Lepidosauria; Squamata; Anolidae.